This is a messenger RNA of Aspergillus campestris IBT 28561, 1723 nucleotides long. Its product is annotated as SPFH domain-containing protein. Bases 96 to 1445 code for a protein of 449 amino acids. The transcript has 2 exons. The record is from RefSeq and is a predicted model, not a curated record. Gene Ontology annotation, cellular component: membrane. Lineage: Eukaryota; Fungi; Ascomycota; Eurotiomycetes; Eurotiales; Aspergillaceae.
GUUACGUCCGAGCACGUUUUCCAGCUUCCACCUAUACACUUCUCUCUCGAUCGAACCACCUCCCAACCUACUCCUCCCUCCACUGCCCCUUCACCAUGGAAGUGGCCUCUAGGCAAACAGUGAGGCAGCUCCGGCCCUCCACAGCCGCAGCAACAGCCCGCCUACUCGCCCACCACCCAACCCAUCUCUCCAAAUCCGCCCUCCCAACCAUCAACCGCAUCCGCCGCCGAGACCUCUCCACGACCCGCCGCACCGCCGCGCCCGAGAACUCCCUCCUUAACUUCGGCACAGGCGGCCAGCUAGGCGCGGGCGGCGGUGGCGGCGGUGGGCCCCCAGCGACGUACUUCGCGAACCGCUCCGCGCUGCCCGUCAACACGGUCGUGCGGUUCGUGCCGCAGCAGACGGCGUGGAUCGUGGAGCGCAUGGGCAAGUUCCAUCGGAUUUUGCAACCGGGCUUGGCGAUCUUGAUCCCGUUUUUGGAUCGCAUUGCUUAUGUGAAGAGCUUGAAGGAGUCGGCGAUUGAGAUUCCGAGUCAGAAUGCCAUUACGGCGGAUAAUGUUACGUUGGAGUUGGAUGGGGUGCUUUAUACGAGGGUUUUUGAUGCGUUCAAGGCGAGUUACGGUGUGGAAGACGCGGAAUAUGCCAUCUCCCAGCUUGCCCAGACGACGAUGCGUUCCGAAAUUGGCCAGCUCACGCUCGACCACGUUCUCAAGGAGCGUGCCACCUUAAAUACGAACAUCACGCAGGCUAUCAACGAGGCGGCGCAGGAUUGGGGCGUGGUUUGUUUGCGGUACGAGAUCAGGGACAUCCACGCUCCCGAUGGCGUUGUCGCGGCCAUGCAUCGCCAGGUGACCGCCGAGCGGUCCAAGCGGGCGGAGAUCCUCGACUCCGAAGGCCAGCGCCAGAGUGCGAUCAACAUCGCCGAAGGCCGGAAGCAGUCUGUUAUCCUCGCUUCGGAGGCUAUGCGGGCGGAGCAGAUCAACCGCGCUGCUGGUGAGUCCGAGGCGAUCAUGUUGAGGGCGCAGGCUACGGCGCGAGGGAUCGAUGCCGUUGCGCGGUCUAUUGAAGAAGGUAAGGAGAAUGCCCACAGUGCUGUUAGUCUCAGCGUGGCGGAGAAGUACGUCGAUGCGUUCUCCAACCUGGCUAAGGAGGGCACUGCCGUCGUGGUCCCGGGCAACGUCGGUGAUCUGGGCGGAAUGAUCGCCAACGCGAUGGCCGUCUACGGCAAAGUCAGCGACACCCAGGCGCGCAGUAUCGCGGCCAAGACUCUUGGAGUGAAGGAGAAGUCGCAGCAGGGGGCCCAGGCCAACAAAUCCGAGAAGGACUCGGGACGCCGACCCGAGCCUGCGCUUGAAUCGGAGAUCGACGGGACAUCGGGGAGCCCUCGUGGGGUUGCGGACACUGUGUUGGAGGGCUUUGAGCAGACCAGUCACCCCAGACAGUAGCGGUGAGGCGGUUUGAUCUUGCAUUUGAAUUUCCGUUAUUUCCUUAUGAUACUCCUCGAAUCCUUCUUCUCUUCCUCCGCUCUUCGAUGGCUCCUUGAGAGCCGUCCUUGUGCCAUGCCACAUUGUAUCAGUAUCGAUCUUGAUUGUUUCUGGAGACUCUCCUUUGUUAUUUAUUGUCAUCCGUUCCUGGCGCCAAAUAUGGGGUAGAUUGAGUCGCGAAAAUCAGAGGAGCGAGCUGUGGUUGGACAUGUUGCAUAGGCUCAAUUCCUUGAUUGCGC